CGGUUCAUGGGGUCACAGAGAGUCGGACACGACUGAGCGAUUGAACUAAAGUAGGGCCUUAGGGAGACCUUUUUAACAGACUCCUAGGAUAAGUCUAAUGCAGAUAGAAUACAUUAGAGAGAGAGGGGCCUAGGUUAUCUUUUGGUAAGUAUUUAGUAAAUCUGAGAGGAGAGUCAACUAUAUGGCAGAGUUAUAUAUAUUGUAGGGCGGCUGGAAAAAAUGCUUGUAACCCUUUGGUUUUCUAAAGUAGGAGAUUGCUGAGCUGAGUUUUAGAGGAGGAGAAAGAUGCAGUCAUGUGAAAAUUACGGCUGAAAGGAUGUCUCAGGCCUUGGACCUGAUGAGCAGAGGCACAGAGUGACAAACAGCAUGUGUCUUCAGGUCCAGUCUCUUGAGGGUCAAGUGGAAACCAGAUGGUAAGAUGAGAUAGUUACACAGGUCACAGCAAGAACUGUGGAUUGCUAUAGAGUAAGGAUUUGAAGCAGGGAGGGAUGGGGAGCAAUGGAGAACAAAGUAGGUUUGUAUUUUAGUUAGAUCCCCAGUGACUGAAAGAGAUGAACACAAAGACAAGAAGAUUGUAAAGCCACAUGAUCACUAAGAGUUCUAGAAACCAAGCAGCAGACAGAGGUUUUAAAAUUUGUUAAGUGCUUUUGCUGUAACAGUUUGCUUUUCAGAGGAACUUGGACAGAACAGUCAUUGCAGAAAUGUGGAAAAAGUAUAUAGGCUUGCCUUCUGUGUUGCAGAUAUUCAGCACAGUACAUAACACCUAAUCGGUGUUCAAGGUGACCGACCAAGUUUGGUUAGAUGACGUAAGUAUAUGUCCCUCAUUCCAAAAGUCACCAUAAAUGAGAUAUCUAAUGUUUGUACUUGGAGUUCUUAGCUCGGUGUCAUGACACCUUUGAUCAUUAAAUAUAAACUGAACAAGUGGAAAGGAAUCGUCCACUUUCAUUUCACUUUUACUUACACUAUGAAGUCUGGGGGAGGGGGACGAGGAGACAGCGAUGAGGACCAAAAACUGUACCACCUGCAGAUCUAAUCAUCACACUCAAAGUCACACAAAAAGAGCAUUUCUUCUUUUAAAAUGUAAUCUUCAUAAGAAGGAGGGGCUUGUCUGCCACAUAACAGGCACUCAGUAAUAGGUAAUGGACAAAUUAAUAUUCUCAUAAAGUGGUGUGUGCAGUAUAGAUGUAUGCCAGGGUUUUAACAUUGCUUGUUACUGCAACGUGCUCUGGUAGUCUUCAUUUUGUCUGAAGUUAAAGUUUUGUCAGAUACAUGCCCUGAUGAUGUUAUUUAAUCGUUGAUUUACAGUGAUUCUUGUUGCUUUUUAAACAUGUGGAAAUGGAUUACAACGAAGGCUGCUUGGAAUUUGAUCAUUAUGACUCCGAUGGUAUUUAAAUGCCCAGCACAAAUAUUAGAGCCCGAACGGGGUAAAAAAGCAGAGGGUAUCUUGAAGGAGUCAGUUUCACUUGGGUAAAAGGGAGCUAAAGUUACACACGGUCCUUAUGGACUUGCAACCUGCAGCUGAUGGUAUGGUUUGGGAAGGAUAUAGAGUGCCUGAAGUAUUGCAAGAUCCGGAAUUACGAGAAACAGGAAGAUUCAGGAUCAAUGCCAAAUUCUCUCUCAGCAGGCAUGUUUCCUGAGAGUGCUGUGCUGCAUCCUAUUAUUGUAGCAGUGUGUGUUGUGUACAUCGGCAGAAUUUUUCUUCAAAAAGUUGAGAUUACAGACAUCCUGCCAGCAUGAUUUCUUCAAAGCCCAGACUUGUCGUACCUUAUGGCCUCAAGACUCUGCUUGAGGGAGUUAGCAGAGCCAUACUCAAAACCAAUCCACCAAACAUCACCCAGUUCGCAGCAGUUUAUUUCAGAGAACUUAUUCUCUUUCGAGAAGGACACUCUUGUCUGGAUAUAAAAGAUCUGGUUAAACAAUUUCAUCAGAUUAAAGUGGAGAAAUGGUCGGAAGGAACAGCACAAGAGAAGAAAGCAGAAUGUGUGAAAGAGCCAGAAAGAGCAUCUACCAUCUCCCUAGAACCUAAACGGAUGGAAAAAUCGACGGACACAGAGGAGGAUAACAUAGCAGCACCGCUCUUCAGCAACAAAACCACUCAGUUCCCAUCAGUUCAGGCCGAGCUGGUCUCAGAGCCUGAGGACGCAAGUGAAGCACUCCAGGGUCCAUGCAAGCCGACCACCCCCAAGAACGCCACCCCACCGUCGUCACCAAUGCCAGCAGCUGUCACUUCCGAGUUUGCCUAUGUCCCUGCAGACCCCGCCCAGUUUGCUGCUCAGAUGUUAGGUAAUGUUCCAUCUGUUCAUUCUGAUCAAUCUGAAAUUUUAAUGGUGGAUGUGGCAACAAGUAUGCCUGGUAUUUCCGAGGAGAUGCUGCGCUCGAAGGCUACUGAAGAGAACGUGGUGGCCACUCCUAGUGUGUGUUCUGGCAAGAUGGUAGCAGAGCAGGUUGUGAGCGAAAAAUCUGUCCAUGUGCGUGUGGGCAGUAAGGCUGAGUCACCAACGGCUUCCUCAUUCCCCUUGCAGGGUGAACAAGAACCUCCUGCUUGUGACCAUGCUUCUGAGGUCCCUUUGCAGGCUGACAUUGAGGUGACAUCCACCAUGCACAUAGCCUCUAUCUAUAAUGAUGAGCCUGUAAUCGAAGGAGUUACUUAUGUUGAGCAGUUACCAGAACAAAUAGUUAUUCCCUUCUCUGAUCACGUUGCUCGUCUUAAAGGCAAGGAGCAGUCACCACCACACAGUCCCAUACUUGUAGUAGGCAAGACAGCCUCAGGUGGGUCUGAAAAAUCUGUGGGUUCCGCAAAAUUUGUGCAGUCGGAGAGUACAAAGUAUGACUCAGUCCAUGUGGAGGCAGACGGCUCUACCAAAGCAGUGAGCUCUGAGAAAUCCAUGCACCUUGAAGUGGAGAUCUUUGCGCUGGCCCCUGGCAGUGCUGGGCAGGAGUCCGGGGGAAACCCUGCGUCCCAGGAGACGGAGGUCAAACCCGCGCGCUCAGGGUCCGUAAGAUCAUCUAGUGGCCCCCAACCUCCUGUUCCAGAAGGUCUUUAUGAACCAGAAAUGGAACCAGAAUGGGAAGCAACACCUUCCAACGAGGUUUGAUGGAGCCAGCACUAGCAGCAAGCGAAGCAGGACAACCACCACCAUAUUCUAACAUGUGGACCCUUUAUUGUCUAACUGAUAUGAACCAACAAAGCCG
Molecule: messenger RNA, 3192 nt
Organism: Odocoileus virginianus texanus
Lineage: Eukaryota; Metazoa; Chordata; Mammalia; Artiodactyla; Cervidae
Gene: CABYR
Product: calcium binding tyrosine phosphorylation regulated
Biological process (GO): sperm capacitation
Cellular component (GO): cytoplasm; sperm fibrous sheath
Molecular function (GO): calcium ion binding
Source: RefSeq, a predicted model, not a curated record